This is a messenger RNA of Brettanomyces bruxellensis, 1407 nucleotides long. RefSeq lists its product as uncharacterized. NCBI's taxonomy places the organism in Eukaryota, Fungi, Ascomycota, Pichiomycetes, Pichiales, Pichiaceae. Bases 1 to 1407 code for a protein of 468 amino acids. The record is from RefSeq and is a predicted model, not a curated record. The transcript has a single exon.
AUGAAGCGUUCAUUUGUUGAUGCUCAAGGGGAGCAAAACCGAAGUUUCGUCCGAAAGAAGCCUCACGGAUUGAGUGAGGGCAAUCAGCAUGGAAAACAAUGCGAUAUAAUAACAAGGCUUCCACUGGAGCUCGUUGAAAUAAUAUUUAAGAAGGGAAAUUUAUCACGACAAGAUAUUAUCAAUAUUUCAAUGACUUCCAGUUCACAUAGGGCACGCUUUUUUAUGCUGGUGUUUCAGAGCAUAAAGAUUACAUGGGGAGAUUUUGAACGUUUUGACAAGACAUUUAAACACAAAGAUUUGAUUCGUCACGUUAGAAUCUAUAGUGAUUUGUCGGACAUCAAAAAGACAACAUUUGGGGAGUGGAAUAUUUCUAUGCGUAACUUGUUGUUAGAAUGCACAAAUUUAUGGAAAAUGAUCAUUGAAGUUAUGACUUCCGCCCGUUGUCUUAAGUACCAAGACAAAUUUGAUGUCGAUUUAUCAGAUAAAAUAACCAGUUUAACUUUGAUUAGUCAUGCGAAUGAGGCUGCUGACGAAUCUCUUUUUGAGCUUUCACAGCUUCAGAAAUUUCAUAAUCUGAGUGAAUUAAAAUUGAACGGCUUUUUUAUUAAUAAAGACCAAUAUUUUUACCCCAAAUUUAAACCAGACUUAUCUGACUAUGCAGUGCGCUGUUUAGAUGGAAAGGUGCUUAAUUUAAAGCAUCUCAAGCUUGUGAACUGUCGAUGGGAACAUCCAUCAAAUUUAAGUGAUAUUUUUAGUCCCAACUAUCCAUCUCCAAAUCCUGUGCUAAUUUGCGGAAGAGAGAAAGAGAAAUUUACUGCACCAUCCAGUAUUUCGAUCUUUUACAGUGAAGAAUCAGCACCUUUUGUAGUGAGUGAAAGGUUUCGCAAUUUCGUUAAUAAUGAUAACGAUGAACAAUUUCUUUUUCAAACACAAUUCUAUAGCAGAUUAAAGCAAUUGUCGAUUGUCAUAUUAAACAGGAAGGAGCUGACAAAUCCGGAAAGAUAUGAUUACUAUUAUCCAUGGAUUGGACAACUUGGAUUCCGGCGGAAAUUUCAUGUGCAUUCAGAUGCGUCAGGGGAAAUUGAAUGCCGCUCAAUACUUACAUCCUUAGAAAGGCUAACACUUGUGGGCUGGAGAUUGUCUAAUUUAAGUGAACUCGAGAAGGCAUUUAAAACGGACGGUGGAAUGAAAUAUAACAUGAAACACAUCACACUUUAUAUCAUGCCGGUUACUGGUAGCGGGGCAGAAAACAGAAAUGAGGAAGAACUAAAAGGCAUAAAGAAACGUCUAGAAGAAAUUUUCAAUGCUCCCGGAAUUAACAACAAUCAUUGUACCAUGGAUAUCGGCUACGCUUAUGAUUGUUUAAAAGAUCAUCGUUAUGAUCAAGAAUUUUCAAAAUACAAUUGA